AUGUUCACUUAUGUUCAUUUCCAAAAUGCCAAUAUAAGUUUAAUUAAGGGUCGAGAGCCAAGAUGGGUGACGAAGUCAAGUACCAUUGAAGUGCUUGACAAGCUCAGCUUGUAUGAAUUGCAAGAAACAAUCAGCAGUGAAAAUUCCCGAACUUAUGAGAUUGAUGGAGAGCAAUGUAACAGGGAUUUCUACAAUAGCCGUACACGAAGGAUACAGUCUGAUGACCGAAUUAUUUAUUUCUUCCGAUACGAUUGUUCGGAGGGAGAAGAAGAAAUAAUAAGUUGGCAUGAACUGAAAUAUUUGAAAGACAAUCAUCGAUGGAAUGUUAUUCGUCAUCCAAUGGUACUCAAUUUCGUUAAUGAGAUACUUCUCUCACAGGCUUAUCUUUAUGUCAUACAUAUUACAUCCUAUUUGAUUUUUCUGCUUUUGCUUUCAAGUUAUAUUUUUGGUAAAAACAACAUACAAGAUUUUCUAUCCACGUUAUUCCUGAUCGUUUUUGGAUUCUGUUUGGUAGUGAAAUGUGCUGUAAAACUGCAAGCAGGUAAAAUCAGUAAAUGGUUUAUACUGUCCUAUUCCUUCAACGUAAUCACGUAUAUCGCCACUUUUCUAUUCAUCUGGACGCCACUAUUAUUUUCCUAUAAUGAUUAUAAUUCUGAUUUGAAGCAUUUCAUCACCUGGUUGCUACCUAUUAUCGCAAUUAUUUCGGCAUGGAUCAAUUUCCUGUAUAUUCUUAGGAAAUCACCGUAUGGCAUUUACAUCCUUAUGCUCUCACGUAUCCUCUAUUCAUUCUCUCAGAUUGCAAUAAUAUGGAUACCAACACUUCUCGCAUUUGCAUUUGCCUUUCAUCUGGUUAUGCGUAACAGCGGUCAAGAACCCUGGGAAGCUGCUGAACUGUUUUCACAAAAUUCAACAAUGUCUCAGAAACUGUUAAUGGUACUACAAGCAAUCACAAAAACGUCAGCUAUGAUGAUCGGUGAAGUGGAUGCAGAUAAUGUGUUAGAACGCAAGGAAUGGAUACCAAACCUGCUUUUAUUAGCAUUCGAAAUAAGCACAGUCAUACUACUUAUGAAUUUAAUGAUAUCUCUGGCAGUUGGCGAUGUAAAUGAGCUUCGCCAAACAGCUCAAGAGAAGUUACUUGACAUUAAGGUGAAUUUCGCGAUUGAAGUAUUGCAAUUAUCAGAAUCAUGCGACUGCUUCUCAACCUAUAUAAAUAUGCUCCAUCGUAAACAAACUAACAACGUACUCGUGAUUCAUAAUGAUGGUACUUCAUUCACCACAUGGAUGAAUGUCAACUUUAACGAUGCGAAUAAUUUCAAUAUUUUCAAACAAAAUGGUUCCAGAAAAAGGAGUGCGGAGAAAUCAUUACUCAGUGAUUCAGAAAGGAUACCACUAGAAAGUAUUGUAGUUAAUUACGACAAUGGCGAAAUUGAUAAAGGUAACGAUAAUGAGCAUCAGGUGAAUGGACGAAACACGCAGGAAUUAUUGCAUAAUAUAUACCAUCUUCAGUUCCCUUCUGGUGAUCGACGAAUGCGUUUGUUGAAAAAAGGUAUGAUUGGUCGAACAGUACAGAUUACACUGGACGGUGCAAUAAUACAGCUUAUUGAAAGUACUGAAUCCGGAAUUGAUCCAUUCAUUGGUACCAUUAAUGGUCAGUCAUACACCGAAAUUGUUGAUGAUCCUGAAAGUUACGGGAGAAAAUUUGCACGAUGGCUUAUUGGUUUAGAUUGGUCGAAUUUGCUACAAUUAUAA
Loa loa (African eye worm) is the source of this 1749-nucleotide messenger RNA. RefSeq lists its product as hypothetical. NCBI's taxonomy places the organism in Eukaryota, Metazoa, Nematoda, Chromadorea, Rhabditida, Onchocercidae. The coding region runs from base 1 to 1749 and encodes 582 amino acids. The record is from RefSeq and is a predicted model, not a curated record. The transcript has 14 exons.